CUUCAGAACCAUUGUUGUCCCGGUCCAUUCGAUUCAGAAAAAAAUUCUGAGUAGGAAACAUAAAGGAUCAGUCCAUUUUAUGCAAAUCUGGCCAUAUCCAUAUAUUGCGAUUUUACCCUACAUCGAUCUGCUGUGCCGCGGCCGUCGACGCGAACUCAUCCCGUUCAACCGUCUAUCCCUAUCCGAGCCGCGACGUUUCACAGAACGGGAUUAUGCAAUCGUUUCGACGUUGGAGCCAUGGGUGACACUUCCCGUGGAAGUGCUGCGCCGUCAAUAUCCCGGUGGGGCGUGGCGGUGGUGGCCCGGGGAACUGGUGAAACUGACAGGGACGGGACCAUCCUUUCCGUGUGAAUACUACACGGUGGCUGUCGUCAAGGGGCAGGAGGACAGCGGGGCAAUCUGGGCGGACAUCGUCCCCAAGCACCGUCUCCGUUAUCCGGUGCUAGAGGACUCGUGCCCGGAUGUCCCACGGGUGUCGGCGAUGACGCGUCUGCUGCCAAUUGGACCCUAUCGCUUUGUCAAGCGCAGCAUGCCGCUGCCGGGCGCAUGUCGUGCAGCGUCAGCAGGACAGGUGACGGAGGUGAUACGGGCAGUGCAGACAAAACACCAACGGACGCGCAAAGGGCAGGUAGCCUGUGUCGAUGUCGCGGAUGAUCAGGCGCAUUUCAUAGUGGAGCUGGACGGUGACGCUGAAUUUCCGCAGCGGCAAGCGGAUGAUAUUGCGCAGAAAAUUGUUGCGUCUUUGCAUAAGGCGCUGAUUGGUCGUCUCCCGAGCAUCCUGCGCGCGGUGAAGGCUCCCGUUGAACAUUUGCGUAUCUCUGGGACAUCGGAUGACUCGCGUGCCCUGGGCGUGGACGAAUGGCAGGAAGUGUUCGCCCAUCUGGACACGCUGACACAGACCAGACUGCGCGCUGUAUGUCCAGCCUGGGACGCUAUCCUGGACACUCCGCUUCUGACGGCCAACAUCAUCAUCCAGACCGUGGGUGGCGAGCGUCUACCUGGUCUUCAAUACACUCUCACAGCGCCCAUCUUCAAAUGCCUGCACUCCUUCACCAAGCGCGUUAUCAUCCAUGACCGCCAACACAUCAUCCGAAUGGCGGAAUUUCUGACUAUGCUGGACAUGCUUCACUUCGUGGCACGGACCCGUCCCGAGAUCCGACUAAGAGCGCUGUACACGGUGGGCGUUACGAAAUUGACCUCAGAACCGGAUCUCGACCGUGACAUCAUGGAACCGGAGGCCUGCGACGUGCACAAUCCCGACAACGGGUAUUUUGAGGGUCACCUGGAGGGUUUAAUCGCAACAUGCCGCGGUCUACCGUGUAGCGCCAUGCAUCUGGUGGGGUGCCGGGUGCGACUGCGCUACGAUCUGUCGGGACUGUUACAGAAAUGGGAUGCGUUUCUACUCCUGGAUGUCGACAUGGCCAGGACGCGUCUGCUGCUAAACGGGGAUGUGGCAUCCACGGUGUGGAACGCGGUGGAAGCGGCGCUGCCGGCCCCCAGCGGGGACGAGAUUCGGACACUGUCAGAUUGGUUGGCGACCAUCGCGCGGGAGGAGAACCAAGAGCUGAAUCGCACGGCCGUCUGUAAAGUGUUGUGCACGACGCAUACCGCGGAUCCGCGUCCGUCAUUGCAGUACCGUGGGAAGAAAUGGUGCGCGGAUGGACUGCAGGAUCUGCGUCUGGAGAAGCUGUCUCGCACUACACUGCGCUUUCUGCUACUCCUGCACAGCUGCCUUGCUAAAUCUGAUGAAUGGGCCGAUUAACUUGUUCAGCAGUGUCGGUGUCUUGCGAUUAUUUUUGGUUUUGUCACUUUUCUAAGGUUUGCUGGGUUUUUCUUGCUCCUACGGGCAUUCGAGUUUCGCGGCCCGGUGUUGUGCUGCCUUUUGCAGAGCUUCGUGGUUGUAAUUUCAACGAAAAGAAUUCUAAUA
Molecule: messenger RNA, 1927 nt
Organism: Paramacrobiotus metropolitanus
Lineage: Eukaryota; Metazoa; Tardigrada; Eutardigrada; Parachela; Macrobiotidae
Exons: 3
Coding region: 80-1762 (560 amino acids)
Source: RefSeq, a predicted model, not a curated record